Messenger RNA from Eurytemora carolleeae, 1449 nucleotides. RefSeq names its product glutamate receptor 3. The transcript has 19 exons. The record is from RefSeq and is a predicted model, not a curated record. NCBI's taxonomy places the organism in Eukaryota, Metazoa, Arthropoda, Copepoda, Calanoida, Temoridae. The coding region runs from base 1 to 1449 and encodes 482 amino acids.
AUGGAUGGAAUCUCCUCUAUUAAGAUAAAUGGAUUAAAGCCGACACUGAUUAUUGUUGUAAAUCAGAAGAAUGAACAUCUUCCUGCAGAUGGAACUCCGAUUCUACAAAUAACAAAAGAGUCGCUACAAUUCAAAUACAGGAGUAUACACGGAGAGCUGAUUCUGGGAGCAUGGUCUAAAUAUUUUUCGAAAGUUGUUUUUGAGAAACAAAAUGCUUUGGCCCAAAUUCAAUCUAUGAAUGACAGAGCUGUAAGGAUCGCGUAUAACAAUGUAAAACCUCGUUUUUUUGUGAAAAAUGAUAAAUGUGAUGAUGACACAUUAGAGGGAAUACUGAUAGGAACAUAUAUAGAAAAGAGGAAGCUGAAGCCUAAAUUUAUGAAUAUGCUCGGGGUUUGGGGUAAUGAAAAUCCAAAAACUGGAAUCUGGAACGGACUAUUUGGAAAGGUUAUCUAUGAUGAAGCAGAUUUUGGUGUCGGCUAUCUCGGAUACUCAAGAGAAAGGGCUGCUGUAACUACUUUUACUACAGCGUUAGGAGAAGCUACGUUAAACUGGGUGUCUAAGUAUCCAGAAAAAACUUCACCCGCAUAUAACAUUGUGAAGGUAUUUGAUGUGGCUUUAUGGUGGGCUGUUGGAUUAGGUACCAUAGCUACCGGUAUCAUUCUAGCAGGAAUGAGCUUUCUUGGAAACUAUAUGGGUAAUCCACAGCAUGAUUAUGUGAUUAUUAUGCUCAUGCCGCUGAUGUUAAUAAAUGCAGAAGGAAUGCCAGAGUGGUUUUUAAGCAAGAAUAAAAGAGUUUACUCUGUAAGUAUUCUGCUCUUGAGCUGGGGGAUAGGAGCUGCUUUUCUUACCAAUGCAUUCUCAUGUAAUUUAAGAGCUAUCCUUCUACAACCAUCCUAUGAUAAUCCACUGGAGACUGCCCAACAAAUAUAUGAAGAAAAUAGGGUUGUUCUUCUGAUGAGUUCUGCACAGUACUAUGAAACCCUGAAGUCAUCAAGAGAUCCAUGGCAAAGGAAAAUGGAGAAUUUUAGAUAUUUUAAUCCAUUGGAGGAACCAUUGAAUGAGAUUAUGAUGGGAAUAAUGAAGGGGAAUGGAGAAGUUUUGAUUAUAACAAAGGAUGUUUCUUUAUUUCUGAUUCAGCUUAUUCCUGCAUUCUCAAAACGAUCAACUCCGGCCUUCUAUAUAGCAAAGGAACCAAUAGGAUCCUACUAUGGUAGUAUGGUUGUUCAGAAACAAUCUAAAUGGGAAAAGGAUUUGAAUAUGCACAUUCUAAUCUGCAAACAGGCUGGUUUAGAGCAGAAGGUUUGGAAUUCUUUAUCAAAAACUCUCUAUUUUGAGGGGAUUUCAGAUACGGAAAAGUUAAACCUCGAACAUCUUGUUAUUCCUUUUGCUAUGCUUGCAGUUGGAUUCUUCCUGGGCUUCAUAGGAAAUAUCUUGUUCACACUUUUAUAA